This is a messenger RNA of Ostrinia furnacalis (Asian corn borer), 596 nucleotides long. RefSeq names its product NADH dehydrogenase (ubiquinone) B17.2 subunit (gene ND-B17.2). The record is from RefSeq and is a predicted model, not a curated record. NCBI's taxonomy places the organism in Eukaryota, Metazoa, Arthropoda, Insecta, Lepidoptera, Crambidae. Bases 70 to 501 code for a protein of 143 amino acids. The transcript has 4 exons. Gene Ontology annotation, cellular component: membrane; respiratory chain complex I. Gene Ontology annotation, biological process: response to oxidative stress.
UCAAUGUCAAAAUUAUUGUCAUUUUGACAUUGACAGUAAUAUUUUUGUCGAUUUUGUAAAAUCGCAAAAAUGUCCGUGGGCAAAUUUUUAGCUUUAGACAAGUUAGGAAACUUCUUCAAUAUAUUACGCCAAAAUGGAGGGAUCCGAGGGGUCUUGUUCAAACUCUACAGACAAGACGAAGUGAAAGACGGUGUGCUGAUCGGCGAGGACAAGCACGGCAACAAAUACUUCGAGAACCCUCGCUUCUUCUACGGCAGGAACCGAUGGGUGGAGUACAACGACAACUACCACAUGAGCUACGAUGCUAGCCAGGUGCCCUCUGAAUGGUAUGGCUGGCUACACUACAAAACAGACCUGCCUCCACACCAGGAUCCCAGUCGCCCAAAGUACAAAUGGAUGAUCGAUGGAAACGAGAACCUGUCAGGCACCAUGGGUCAAUACACCCCAUACACCACCACAAGGCCCAAAGUUGAGCCCUGGGUGCCUAAAAAGGCCCAGUAAGUGGUCCAUAGAUCCUGAAGAGAACAGCAAAAAUAUUCAACAAGAUGUAAAUUGACAGCCAGUUUUAUUUCAAUUAAAUCAUCCAGAUACAUUUA